CCGCCAGCCAACAGCCCUCUCCUCUCUCUCUCUCUCUCUCUCUCUCUCUCUCUCCACCCAUUAGUCCCAAAUAUAGUCUGCUGGCUCGAUCUGAGUGGGGAUAAGCUUGUAAAAGAAGAAGCUUAUUCCCUCACCACCCACGCAAUCCUGCAACGGAGUUUUGCCACUAAUGUCUCCCAAGAUUUUGAUCUGCCUCCUCCUCCUCCUCCUCCACCAAAGUCUUGCAGCCUCUGCCAGCAGCGGAAAUGAUGAUUUCCUCUUCAAUGGAUUCAGAGGAGCCAACUUUACCCUCGACGGGAUCGCAGCGAUCACUUCCGACGGUCUUCUGAUGCUCACCGACAAAACGAUGGAGAUCAAGGGCCAUGCCUUCCAACCAUCUCCGCUUCGGUUCAGAGACGUCGCUAAUGGUACGGCCUUCUCCUUCUCCACCACGUUUGUCUUUGGCUUCCUUUCAGACUACACCAAUCUCAGUGGCCAUGGAAUCACCUUCAUAGUUUCUCGCACCAAGAACUUCUCCCAAGCCUUAGGUAGCCAGUAUUUAGGCCUCUUCAAUAUGAGCAACAAUGGCAACUCCACCAACCAUGUCCUUGCCAUCGAGCUCGACACGAUCCGUAACCCCGAAUUCCAUGACAUCGAUAACAAUCAUGUCGGCAUCGAUAUCAACAGCUUGACAUCUAAUCAGUCCUACACUGCUGGUUAUUAUCCCAAUGACACUGAUUCGUUCCAAAAUCUAAGCCUCAGUAGCGGCCGAGCCAUGCAACUUUGGGUAGACUAUGACAGCGGAAAGAUGCUGCUCGAUGUUACCUUGGCUCCAGUCCCAGUGGCCAAACCCCGUAAACCUCUCCUGUCUGCUCCCGUUGAUCUCUCAAGCGUGUUCUCGGACACCAUGUACGUCGGAUUCUCCUCAUCCACAGGUCCUUUCCUAACAUCUCAUUACGUUCUCGGUUGGAGCUUUAAGAUGAAUGGAGUAGCUCGAGCUCUCGACUACUCGCUGCUGCCUUCACUCCCUCGCACGAAGUCAGAUCGCAGAUCGAAGGCUUUGCGUAUCGGGCUGCCCUUGGCGUCAGCUGCACUUGUUGCGAUCGUUGUAGGGAUCAUCGUGUUAUACGUGAGAUGGAGGAUCAAGUAUGCCGAGCUACUGGAAGACUGGGAGGUCGAGUACGGACCUCACCGGUUCUCCUACAGAGAUUUGUUCAACGCUACCAAGGGCUUCCACGAUAAGGAGUUGCUCGGGAUCGGCGGGUUCGGGAGAGUCUACAGGGGCGUGCUACCGUCUUCUAGAUCGGAGAUUGCGGUGAAAAGAGUGUCCCAUGGAUCGAGACAGGGUAUGAGAGAGUUCAUAGCGGAGAUCGUCAGCAUCGGCCGCCUCCGCCACAGGAACCUUGUCCAGUUGUUGGGCUACUGCCGGCGCAAAGGGGAGCUGCUGUUGGUGUACGAUUACAUGCCCAAUGGCAGCCUCGACAACUUUCUGUAUGACCAAGACAAGCCUACUCUGGAUUGGGCGACACGGUUUCGGAUCAUCAAAGGGGUGGCAUCGGGACUUCUGUAUCUACACGAGGACUGGGAGCAAGUCGUGAUCCACAGAGACAUCAAGGCGAGCAAUGUGCUGCUCGACCAUGAAUGGAACGGAAGACUGGGUGACUUCGGCCUAGCAAGACUAUACGAUCAUGGAACUGAUCCACUGACCACCCAUGUGGUCGGAACCACGGGUUAUCUUGCUCCCGAGCUCGCCCGAAACGGCAAGGCGACCACCGUCACCGACGUGUUUGCGUUCGGGGCAUUCGUUCUCGAAGUCGCUUGCGGGAGGAGGCCGGUGGAGACGAUGGCGGACGAGGAGCAGUUCGUGCUGUUGGACUGGGUGGUGGAGAACUGGCGGAAGGGAUCGAUACUGGACACGAGGGAUGCAAGGCUGGGAGAGGAGUACGUGGCGGAGGAGGUGGAGCUGGCUUUGAAGCUUGGGUUGCUGUGCUCGCAUCCGCUGCCCGCAGCCCGGCCGAGCAUGCGGCAAGUGGUGCGGUUCUUGGAGGGCGACGCGCCGCUUCCGGAACUGUCGCCCACGUACCUCAGCUUCAGCGUUCUUGGGCUGCCUCACAAUGAAGGUUUCGAUGAUCAUAUUGUGUCGUACCCUUCGUCGUCGGUGGCCACUGCCUCAGUUGUUUCUGGAAUUUCCGGAGGUCGAUGACAGAGAGAUUGUAAAUGAUGUGCUGAGGGCUUCCGUCUCUUUUGUUCAUUUUGUCAUAGCUUUAUCGCAUCAUCUUAUUUUCUUCCCUGCUUCAUUUGUUGUGGAUUUCCUUUGAUGUAAUCAGAGAGGCAGCUGAAUCUUGAAUCAGAUCCAAUUCAUUCAAAUGUAGAAACUCAAGCAGAAGAAAAAUAUGGAAUUGGGAUUAGUUCCA
Molecule: messenger RNA, 2393 nt
Organism: Musa acuminata subsp. malaccensis (wild Malaysian banana)
Lineage: Eukaryota; Viridiplantae; Streptophyta; Magnoliopsida; Zingiberales; Musaceae
Source: RefSeq, a predicted model, not a curated record